UCUUAGACAGUUCUCAUUCGGUCAUUCCAUAAUCCACCCAUUCUUAAGCUCCAUUUUGCGCUGCCCCUUUCUUGAGUCUUGGCUUCUUCACUAUUCAAAAGCAAAUUGAAAGCUGAAUCUUUUGAACAAACCGAAGAAGCAGCGAUCAUAACAAGAAUAUCUUCUUCUGCUUCAUCUCUGAGUUUAUGACAUUGCAGUAGUGGAUUAUGGGAGACAAAUUAGGACAGAUAAAAGUGACUGUUGUACAAGGGAAACGUUUGGUGAUUCGGGACUUCAGGACCAGCGAUCCUUAUGUCAUUCUCAAGCUCGGCAAUCAGACUGCCAAAACCAAAGUCAUAAAUUGCUGCCUUAAUCCUGUUUGGAAUGAAGAAUUUUGUUUCUCUAUCUUCGAACCAGCUGAGGUUCUCGAAUUGGAAGUAUUCGACAAAGACCGUUUCAAGGCAGAUGACAAGAUGGGAAAUGCUCAACUCAGCCUUCAACCUUUGGUUGCAGCUGCUAGAUUAAGAAAGAUUCUCGGGGUUGCUUCCGAGGGGACAACGUUAAGGAAGGUCAUCCCGGAGAGAGAUAAUUGUCUAGCAGUUGAUAGCAGCAUUAAUUGGGUGAAUGGUGAAGUUGUGCAACACGUUUGGUUGAGGCUUUGUGAGGUGGAGUCUGGGGAGAUAGAGUUGAAGAUCAAAUUGAUCGAUUUUUCGUGUGCUUCUCCCUCCAAGUAGAAUGGUUUUUAAUGACAUCGAUGCAUCUCUUGUUCGAGCUGUAUACUUCUUAUUGUAGGUUGAAAAAGAUGUCAAGUGAUCAGUGUUAGCAUGUACUGUGCCAUGUCAAGUAGAAGAAGGGCCUAUAUUUGGCGUCUUUUAUUUGGAACUUGGUAUGUGCAUAAUCUAAAUCAUAGUGCUUCUCCCAAGGCUUAUUCUGUAACAGACAAGCUGGAGUGAUUUACAAUUGGAAUGGAAGGGUAGAAACAGGUCCCUUUUAAGCAGCAAUUAGCACUGAAUUUGUUCACUUCUCAUAACCAAAGAAACAUGUUCUAGUACCUGUUUAUGAAAAAGGCUAUUCUCUUUACUAGAUUUGGCUGGGAAUAUGUGGUGUUGUAUCUUAUGUUGCAAGUUAAUUAUGGUGAUUUAGGCAACAGUAUAUGGUAUUGGAUUCAAACUACUGUCAAGUUAGACAUUCUGUGUU
This is a messenger RNA of Nicotiana tabacum (common tobacco), 1176 nucleotides long. RefSeq names its product protein C2-DOMAIN ABA-RELATED 11-like. The record is from RefSeq and is a predicted model, not a curated record. NCBI's taxonomy places the organism in Eukaryota, Viridiplantae, Streptophyta, Magnoliopsida, Solanales, Solanaceae.